AUGAGAUUGCAGCAUAUACUCUUAUGUUCAGCUCUUCUACUAUCACAUGCCGAAGCUUUGCUGCAAGAAAUUGCAUCAAAGAGCGGGAAUUCCUCUUUAGUCUGCGAGGAUGUCCACAAAAUUCCCAAGAUAGACCAAUGCCAAUUCAUAAGGCUGCACUGUGAUACGGAAGACCACCAUAUCGGUUUAGUUAACUAUUUGGAGUUACAUUACUGUAAUAGGUCAACAUCGUUUUCCACAACUAUUAUCAUUUCCAGCUUGGUGUUUAGUUUUGUUUCGUUAGGUCUCACAGCUUCUGACUUCCUCUGUCCAAACUUGUACUCAAUUUCCAAGUUCUUGGAUCUCUCGGAUAAUCUUGCUGGAUUGACAUUGUUGGCAAUCGGAAAUGGAUCGCCUGAUGUGUUGGGUACCUAUAAGGCUCUCAGUAUUGGCUCGACAGGGCUUGCAGUAUCAGAGUUGGUUGGUGCUGCUCUAUUCAUCUUAACUGUUGUUGUUGGAUCCAUUUGCAUAGUAAGUCCUUUCAAAGUUCCGAAAUACCAUUUCAUACGAGACGUGUCAUUCUACACUACAGUUUCGGUGCUAAUUUGGUUCUCUUUAGUGGCUGGCCAAUUCGACGUUGUUAACUCAACUAUUCUCACCUUGCUUUACGUGAUUUAUGUCAUUGUGGCCGUUUACAGCCAUUCGUGGGUUCGAAAGAAUUCUCGCAAGCAUAUAAAUGAUACGGUUAUUAGGAGCCACUAUGAUGAUGAAGCGCUGGUUUUGGUAGACGAUACAAUGGACCAGUCUUACUUUGAUCAGCAUUCUUCUCUACCUUCCAUUGAUGUCCUUAGCACUAUGGAGAGGGAAGACUUAGACGCUAGCCAUGAAUAUGUUGAGUAUUUGAAAGUGCAUCCACUAGAAAGAUCUGAAGAACGAGUGCCAGUGGGAACUGGAUCAUACGGAAUGCGAGUUUUGCUUCGAGAAUUGAGCAAACAUUCGAUUCACCAAAUAAAAGAUCUGCCCCGGUUACAAUUACUAGAUGAGCGUCCUCUUGCUGCACUGGAUACCACGGUGACCGGACCUCACGAUGAAUCUCAAGCCGAGGGUUCAUCUUUCAAUCACGAGCUGACAGAACAAGUCCAGGGAGACACAAAUCAGUUGUUUAAACCUCAGUUUACUUUCGGCCGUCUUAUUAGGCAAUUCAUUCCCUUGUUUGACGAAGAUGAAUCCUGGCUCUCUCGUUUGACCAAUAUUAUCUGUUUGCCAGCUAAUAUAAUACUCAAAUUAACGACUCCUAACAGGGAGUCUGCCCUUGUACACGGAGAACAUUCUGCAACAGCCACCAAUGCAUUCACAUUCCAAUUAACUACUCAGACAGACACAGAGGAGGAUUUCAAAGAUUUUGACUUCGAGGCAGACGUGUGGCUUUUCCGUAUUCAAUUGGUAUUGGGGACUUUACUCUUGGUGGUGACCUUCUUUAACACCCUAGGACAGAGUUGGUUUCUUUCGAUUGCUUUCAUGACAACGUCAUGCAUUAUGAGCUUGCUCAUUCCUAACAAGGCACCAAGAUUCAAGAGUCAUUUGAUUAGGUUUAGAAUGUGGAAUUACUUCGGAUCCUUCUUGGGAUUUGUUCUCUCUUUAAUUUGGAUAUCCUUCUUUGCUACUGAGAUUAUCGCGGUUAUCAAAGCUGUUGCAGUUGUGUUAGAAUUGAGCGAUGACAUACUUGGUUCUACAGUAUUUGCUUUAGGAAAUUCCAUUGGAGACUUGGUAUCGAACCUUACGAUUGCAAGAAUGGGAAUGCCAGUUAUGGCAUUUAGUGCCUGCUUUGGAGGUCCUUUGCUCUCGCUCUGUUCAUUGGGACUUAGUUCUUUGAUCGUUAUGUCUGAAAAAGGUGAAUCUGCCAUACCAGUGAAUUUUUCUCCAACGUUGAAACUUAAUCUUUCAACCUUACUCUUUUCACAGCUAUUCAUCUUUGCAUAUCUCCCUAGAAAUGGCUGGAUGUUUGACCGUAGGGUCGGAUUCAUCUUGAUUGCAUUCUGGUUGUUUUCGGUAGUCACCAGUUUACUAUUGGAAACAAGAAAGUGA
Sungouiella intermedia is the source of this 2064-nucleotide messenger RNA. The record is from the annotation of a GenBank genome assembly. Lineage: Eukaryota; Fungi; Ascomycota; Pichiomycetes; Serinales; Metschnikowiaceae.